AGUAUCUUGUGAGAUUCUGGCCCGCCAAGUCCCACUGCGAGUACCUGGGUACGGCGCAUGGGCGCAGUACCAGCAGGUCACCCACCCGUUCUCGAGGUUCCAUGUUGCCCCCUCGAGGCUAGGAUCCAUGGGGUUCCCGCGCGUUCCCAGCAGAUCGCUCAGUGGGUUCCGCUGAAGCCCCCCAAGCUUGGAAGUACCAGUGGUACCUUUUUUUUUUUUUGGCUCUGGGGUCCCAGCCUGGCCGCCUGGCCCUGCUGAAGAGGAAACUUUUAGGUCAUCACUUCCAGGUAUGACCUGCUACAAGAUUCAGCUAUAUAAAUGGCCGGCCGGCCGCCAUCGGCUGACUCCCUUUUUGCCUGCUAUCCCAACCACACCUUGUUGUGUUUGAAUGUCCCUUUCCCCAAGCUCCUCUUCGUGAUCGUUUCCUCUCUCAAUGGGCCGUAGUAUUCUGCAGUCUGUUGUGAUUUCUUUGUCGUCGUCAUCCAAUUGUCACGUUAGGUAGCGCGUGCCCACUUCCGGUCAUUCAUCACCACCACCGCCCACUUACAAACGUCAUCGCCGGUUUUAACUCUCGCCGUCAAGCCGGACCCACGCUUUCUUCAAAGACGGAGGAUACCACCACCAUCUUCGAGACCACCACCAGUACCAGAACCCAACAUGCUUUCGUACGACUCAGCCAUCUCCUUGAAGGGACAAACCCCGGGGUCACCAGCUAUUUCCAACGGCCACCAAAACAUCCCCCCAUCACCAAGCACCAUGAGACUCCCAACAUCAUCUUUGUCGAAUGGUGUGCGUACCAACGGCAAUGUCUCUUCGUCACUAUCCAAAAAUGAGCAGCGCCACAUCUGGCUCGUUACUGGCCCCGCCGGCUGUGGAAAGAGCACUGUUGCCAAGUACCUGGCCACUGUUCUUCAUAUGCCAUAUAUCGAGGGUGAUGAGUUCCACCCACAAGCCAACAUCGACAAGAUGAGCGCUGGCAUUCCCUUGACGGAUGCUGAUCGGUGGGACUGGUUGACGGCUCUCCGGGAGGCUUCCCUCAAGGAGCUGGAACGUGGAAACAGAGGCGUGGUGUUGACUUGCUCUGCUUUGAAGCGCAAGUACCGCGAUGUCAUCCGUGUCGCCCCCUAUUUCUCGCCCAACCUCCAUCUCCACUUCAUCUAUCUGGAUGCGUCCGAGGAGCUCCUCUUGCAAAGGGUGAUGGCUCGCAAGAACCAUUACAUGGGAGCCAACAUGGUCCACAGCCAAUUCGAAGUCUUGGAAAGGCCAACCACGGAUGAGGUCGAUGUUAUUAGCAUUGACGUCAGUCGCCCAGCCGAAGCUGUCAUGGCUGAGGCUCUAGACCGAGUCCUGGACACGAUGGAGACCGUCGCGGCAGAAGCCCAGAGAAAGUGACGUGCAUGCCGAAAUGAUGGGUGGGACAAGCAAAGCCGUAGCUGCAUGGCGCUAAGAGUCACCGCCCGGGGGGUGGAUGGGAAAGGGUUGGGUUUUGUCAGUCAGCCCCACCGUCACAUUGGGAAAGGAGUUUUGUCUUGAACGACAAUCGUCUUUCUCUGACACAUGAAUUGUGGUGGCGAAACAGAUUGCUUUUUUUUGUCGAUUUUUAUCUUGCGGCGCAAUCGUUCUUGGGAAGCCGGAGCAACAGAAGGGGGUACUUGGGAAGAUGGACCAGCACUGACUUGUUUGGAUCAAUCCAUUACUUUGCAUUUGACGAAGCAUGGCUGAGUCCAUGUCUUUAGUCGUGGGCGUUUAAAAAAUCUCUGGGAAUUUAACAUACAUAGUAUAGGUAAUUUGGUUGAUGGGUGGAAGGAUGGCGACGGGGUUUGGUAAGGUAUUGGACCUACCUGAGGUU
Podospora pseudopauciseta is the source of this 1849-nucleotide messenger RNA. RefSeq lists its product as uncharacterized. Bases 658 to 1392 code for a protein of 244 amino acids. The record is from RefSeq and is a predicted model, not a curated record. Gene Ontology annotation, molecular function: gluconokinase activity. NCBI's taxonomy places the organism in Eukaryota, Fungi, Ascomycota, Sordariomycetes, Sordariales, Podosporaceae. Gene Ontology annotation, cellular component: cytoplasm. The transcript has 2 exons.